This is a messenger RNA of Argiope bruennichi, 3702 nucleotides long. RefSeq lists its product as uncharacterized. The record is from RefSeq and is a predicted model, not a curated record. The transcript is spliced from 2 exons. Gene Ontology annotation, molecular function: aspartic-type endopeptidase activity. Lineage: Eukaryota; Metazoa; Arthropoda; Arachnida; Araneae; Araneidae. Gene Ontology annotation, biological process: proteolysis. The coding region runs from base 39 to 2450 and encodes 803 amino acids.
UAUUUGAAAUAUACUUUAAUGUGUUAAGAGCUGGAAAAAUGACUGACCCAGAUAAAAUAAAUGUGUCUAGCGCUCAAAGUAAAGAAAAUAAAAUUGAUAAAGAAAGCGAUCAAAUAACCCAAGAACCCUCCAUAAUUUCUUUUGAUCCUGAAAAUGGGAUGAAAGUAGAUUUAUGGGUGGGAUAUUUUAACAAAAUUUGUCAAGAAAAUAACAAAACUUAUUUGUGUAAAAUUAAAAAUAUUGCUAAAUUUCUAAAAGGGUCAGCUUUAACUCAUUAUAUAAAUAGUUGUUUAAAUGUUGAUAAUUUUGAUGAUUUAUGUUGUAUAUUAACUGAACAAUUUAUUCAACCCAAUAUUGUUAAUUUUUCUGACUUUUCACAAUUGAAAUUUGAUUCAAAAAAUUCUAAAUUAGUUGAUUAUUUUCAUCAAAAAUUAAAUUAUGGCAGACAGUUAGGCUUUGUUCCACAACUGAUUUUAGAAGGUCUUACUGAUGGACUGCCAACUCAACUAAAACAAUUAGUUAGCAUAAAAGCUCCUAAUACCCCUACAGAAUGGUUUACAAUAACAACUAAACUAUUAAAAAUGGAAGACUCUUCAGAACCAAACCCAGGCAUGUGUAAUGAAACUAAAAUCAUAAUAAGACAACCAGCACCUUUUACACCUAGGCAUAAUUUUAAUUAUAAAUUUCAAAAUUCUUUUACUUCUCAGGCUCCCAAUAAUUUUAGACAAAAUUAUCAUAAUUCAAUAAGGCCAUGUCCCAAUAAUUACAAUAACUAUAGUCAUAAUUUGCAUUUUCAACAAAGAUUACCUUCUUCUCCAUGUAGAAUGUGCACUGAAAUAGAUAUUCCAAAUGUUUAUCAUUGGACACAAGCAUGUCCCUUUUAUCAACCUUACUUUAUGACCAAUAUUCCAAUAACAGCCAAUGUGACUUCCCCGUGCACAGAAGUCCCUCUUGGCUGUUUUCAAAAUUCUCAAAGGGGACCAAAUUCUUCUAAUGAGGCCCCUAGCCCAGCACAGUUACAAUUAUUAGUAUCCGGAUACAUCUCAACUUUACCAAGUCUAGCUAACUUAGACAAUGUUUAUAACCCUUAUAGUAAUAUAAAUAUUGUUAUUGACACAGGAUCCACUCUUUCAAUUAUAUCUGCAGAUACUGUAAAAAAACUUAAUUUGACAAGAAAAAGUGUAAACCCUAUUAGAGUCAAACAAGCUCAUGGAACGUUCCAAUUAACCCACAUUUGUGACAUAUAUUUAAAAGUUGGCCAAAUAAAUAAGAAAAUCAAAUUAUAUAUUAUGGACAAUCCUUUACCAUAUAUCAUUUUAGGACUGCCAGAUUGUAGUUUAUAUAAGUUGCUUAUAGAUUGUGACAAAAAUAAAAUAUUUCAAAAUGGACAAAUUAUUACCAAUUUGCAUACCAAUUAUAAUUAUAUGUCUUUACAUAUUGUUGAAAAUAAUAACACUAGUGAUAAUAAGGUCAAGGUAGUGAAUACCUCAGAGGAAAUUUUCCCACCUCCGACUGUAAAUAAAUUAUCUGAACCUGUGUUAUCUCUGGUGUCAGAAUAUUCUCAUGUGUUUGCAAAAAAUAAAUAUGAUGUUGGUAAAAUAAGAAUGGAACCUCCUAGAAUAAAUUUAACAUCUGAUUUACCAGUGUCACAAAGGUCUUAUAGAACCUCUGCUACUGAUGAAAUUGAAAUAAAUAAGCAAAUUAAAAAUUUGUUAGAUGCAAGUUUAAUAAAAGAAUCUACUAGUAACUAUUCCUCUCCUGUAACAUUAGCAUAUAAAAGAGAUGAAAAUAGAAAAAGUCGUCUUUGUAUUGAUUAUCGUAAAAUUAAUUCCCUUUGCAAAUCUGAGGCAGAGCCUCUCCCUAGAAUAGAUACCUUAUUAGAUAAAUUAAGUACUGCUAAAGUUUUUUCAACUUUGGAUCUUGCAUCUGGAUAUUGGCACAUACCCUUGCAUGAACAAGAUAAACAUAAAUUGGCAUUUGUAACUACUGUAGGUUUAUAUGAAUUUCAAGUUCUAUCUUUUGGCUUUAAAAAUGCACCUGCAAUAUUCGAUAGAACUAUUCGUAGAAUUUUAAAUAAACAUAAAUUUUCAAAUUUUGCAUGUCACUAUUUUGAUGACAUAGUAGUUUUCUCUAACUCAUUAGAGGAACACUAUGAUCAUUUAAAACAGAUUUUUCAAAUGUGUAAAAAAGAAAACAUUAAAUUAAAAUUUUCUAAAUGUGUGUUUGCUCAAGAUAAAAUUAAUUUCUUGGGGUAUGAAGUCAAAGAAGGAUGUAUUUCUCCUGAUAAUCAUAAUAUUGAAAGUAUUAAAAAAUUACAACCUUCAAAAAAUGUUAAGCAACUUCAAGGUUUUCUUGGCUCUUUAAAUGUUUAUAAUAAGUUUAUUGAUUCUUAUGCUAAAAUAAGAGAACCCUUAAAUAAUCUUCUUAAAAAAGAUACACCAUGGCAAUGAACAGAAGACUGUCAAAAAGCUUUUGAAAUGUUAAAAAAUAAAUUGAUAACUAAACCAGUGUUACAACUAUAUAACCCUAAUUUACCUCUUUUUUUUUUUUUUUUUGUGAUGAAUCUCACUUAGCCAUUGGAGCUGUUCUAAAACAACCUGACUGUUCUGGUUAGAAGCAACUUUUUAGUAACUCUAGUUGUAUGGAGUAAAAUGUUCCACCAAAGAACAGAGUAAUUAGAUUUUGUUUCACAACAAAAUGACUGAAAAUAUAAAUCCGAGACACAUCUUUUAAUCUGUUUGUAUUCCUAUCUCACUUUAUGAUUCAUUAAUUAUUUUACUUUAUUUUGAUGCAUAUUUCUUCUUUUCUGCUCAUUGAAUAACAUUGAAGGAUAUAUAUGGUUGCAUCAAUAAUAGUUUUAUCUAUAUUGUUUUAACAUAUCCUUUUUAAAAAAAUCUCUUGCCAUUUUUAAUAUUAUCUAAUGUUCAUGGACGUUUCUGUACAUCGGAUCAUGAGAAUCAAUCCAUAUGGAAUCAUUUCGAUGGCUAUUGUUUAUAAGUGGCAGAUCAAACCCCCUUUUUUUAGAAUUAAUUUAUUUCAGAAUGUGCCUAGAAUGUGAAAAAUCUUACAAAAUUACAAAGCAUAAUACACUAAUUUCCAAGCUAGUAUAAUAUUUUUUUUUAGAUUCCUUCUAUUAUUAAAUCAUUAUUUAACUGAGUGAAAUUCUCAUGAUCAAUGAAUGUGGAUUUUUAAUGCUUGCAGCCUAGUAAUCGAUUAUCUAUAUUUUCUCAAUCUGUUAGUUUGGUUUGACAGAGCAUCAGUACCUUAUGAAAGUGCCCUGUAUUGCAUUCAGCAGAGUAUCAUGAAACAAAUCUCACAUAAAAUUUAUCAGUUUUGAUUUUGAGUUAGGACGAAAAUAAACCAUGUUAUGCGAUGAGUAUUCUUUCUUCUAUGAUAGAAAAAUGUUUUGGAAUUCGUUAUUCUUUUUCCCUUUAUCAGUUUCUUAUAUUUUCCUGCAAUUUCGUAUGACAAAGGCUAAGGCACAGUUAAUUUGUAUUUACAUUUUUGAUUCGUUUCUGUGUAGUGGAAUUCAUUAAUUUUUUUUUUUUUUUUUUUUACUUUUUCGUAUAGGAAGUAUAGAGGAAGUAUGGUAAUCGUCAGAAAAUUCGAAUUUGAGAUUUUGACGAUUCUUUACGUUUUAGAACUCCCUGCUAGGGUUAAUACAAAAACUGGUUUUCGAAUUCAAUAUUUUCAAAAAACCGA